This is a messenger RNA of Scleropages formosus (Asian bonytongue), 1799 nucleotides long. It is a transcript of the gene tslig3b, whose product is annotated as family with sequence similarity 98 member B. NCBI's taxonomy places the organism in Eukaryota, Metazoa, Chordata, Actinopteri, Osteoglossiformes, Osteoglossidae. The coding region runs from base 171 to 1256 and encodes 361 amino acids. The transcript is spliced from 8 exons. The record is from RefSeq and is a predicted model, not a curated record. Gene Ontology annotation, cellular component: tRNA-splicing ligase complex.
ACAGCUUCAAGGACUCCAGUCCAGUAGGGGGCGCUAUGAAACUUAGAGAUUAGUCCGAAUUUCGUCUCCAGUCGCGCUGAUAGAAUGAAGAAGGUGGUUCGCGGGGUAGAUCCGGCACGAGGCUGCGGUGGGAUGUGAGCCGAAGCCCGUACGUACGUACUUACGUGUGUAUGCGCGCGCGCGCCAUGGAGCUGGACGUGUUGGACGCGCUGGAACAGCUCGGAUAUGAUGGUCCUUUAAAUAAUGAGCAGGUACUUUUGAAAGCAUCGGAGUGUGGUUUUUCUUCACCUGAAUACACCAGUCUGUGCUUGUGGCUGACUUUAAGACUUAAGCUCUUAUGCAGUUUGGAAGAAUGGACUCCCAUCAACGCAGAUGAUACCGAUGGACUUCAGUUACAGAUAAGCAGAUUACUGAAAGAGAUGUCCUGUCCGUACCCAUGUCUCAUGUCAGAGAACCUACUAGGAUCCCUAAAAAAUAAAGACAGCUGUCUCAAGCUUAUUUUGUUUUUAAGUUCAGAGCUGCAGGCUGCACAAAUAAUGCAUAGCAAACAUCUGCACAGCUGUGAGCUGGAUGAAGAGAGGACAGCCUUGCAGGAUCUAAGGGUCACUUGCAGAACACUGAAGCCCUCGGAGCCAAAAGGACGAUCUGCAGUGGACAUAUUCUCCGCCAUUGAAAGCAAGAUGAAACUUUUGUUAGAAGACCUGCCUAAAGAGCAUAUUGGCAAGCCUGCUUUGAAGGUCUCCCUUAACCCUGGACAGUGGGCGAAGUUGGAGCAGAUUAACUCGACUCUUUGCGCCGAGUACGAGUAUCGACGAAGGAUGUUAAUUAAGCGUUUGGAUGUCACUGUACAGUCCUUUGGUUGGUCAGAGAGAGCAAAGGAACAAAUAGACAGAAUGGCAAAAGCAUAUCAGCCCCUGAGAUAUUUGCUGACGUUUAAGGCAUCUGUGAGCCUUAGUCAUCUGCUAGCUGCAAGAGAAGACAUACGCAGUUUAAAGAAGACAAGCAGUGGAUUGAUUCGAGAGAAGACGGCAUGUGCCAUUAACAAGGUUUUAAUGGGUAGCGUGCCUGAUCGGGGUGGACGUCCAUCAGAAAUUGAAGCCCCUUUACCUGAAAUGCCAACAUGGCAGAAGAGGCAGGAUGGUGGAGGAAGAGGUGGUUGGCAUAAUAGAGAUAGAGGUGGGAUGAGAGGAGGUAGGGGUUACCAUGGACACAGAGGAAGGGAUUUUUGGGGAAGAUCGGACCAUUACCACUAUUAAGUCAUGUGUUUUGUAUUCAGGUGAAAUCAGAAGCUAUUGCAGAUUUUCUGUUGCUGAAGUGAAGGCCUGGAUGUAGUAUAUUAAUUUUAGUGUGGUGUGCCACGAAUGCUCAAAAUAGAUGAUAUUGUGUUGGAAGUAAUUAUUUGGAAGGUUAUUUUGUAAGAGAAAUAAGUUAUGGCUUUUUAAACAUUUUUUUGAAGAAUAAAUUCAUGGUUCCAGUUUUCACCAAAACUGACAUGGAACAUUUUGUCAAUCUGAAGAACUAUUUUUUUUAUUCUAAAAAUAUAUAAUUUAUAAGACUUGGGAAAUGUAGAACCAACGUGUAACCAUUUCUAUUUUAGUCAGUAUCAAUGUAUUUGUAUUGAACUCAAACUUGUAGCAUUGAUCUGAUUGACAACCAGUGAUCCACAGCUGGAAUGUUUGUAUAUUCCCUUAUCUGUCACUCUUCUCUAAAGGGACUUAAAAUGUUAAACUACCUGCAAUAAUUUACCCACUUAUACAGUUGGGUAUUUUUACUGGAGCAAUACAGGCAAAGUACCUUGC